Patella vulgata (common limpet) is the source of this 3713-nucleotide messenger RNA. RefSeq names its product class A basic helix-loop-helix protein 15. The record is from RefSeq and is a predicted model, not a curated record. Gene Ontology annotation, molecular function: protein dimerization activity. The coding region runs from base 355 to 1035 and encodes 226 amino acids. The transcript has 2 exons. Lineage: Eukaryota; Metazoa; Mollusca; Gastropoda; Patellidae.
GACAGGUGAACCCAUAACAGUGCACUUUAACAGGUGAACCUUUUAACAGACAGUGUACUUUGACAGAUGAACUCGAGACCGAGACAGUGUAUUGUAAAAUAUGAACCUGGGACAGUGUACGUUAACAGGUGAACCGUUUAGCAGACUGUACUUAAACAGAUGAACCUUUUAACAGUGCACUUUAACAGCCGAACCCUUUAACACACAGCGUACUUUAACAUAUGAAGCUGAGACAGUGUAUUUUAACUGAUGGACCAUUCAACAGGCAGUGUACUUUAUAAACUAGAGUAUCCAAUAUUUUAACAUUGGAUCAGUACACUUUGAAAGUAAACAAUAUCCAGUCUAAACAAGGUGAUGCGUUCAGAAUCUAACAAUAUGACAAGCGGUUUAGGUAUAGGAUUUAACAGUGGCGAAAACGGAGAACUUACCAUGUGGAAUUUAGCAGGCCUCGAGACACCAGAUUUUAAUGCCAGAAAGCGAGGCAUUAAGCGAGACAAUCCCAGCUCACCCUCCGAUUCGGGCAGCUCGACAAACGAAACAGUUGAAGAUCCCAGCGAAAAGAAGCCCAGAAACAGUAAAAAGUCCGUUAGACGGAGAAAGUGCAGUGCUCGGGAACGUAACAUGCGGCGUCUUGAGAGUAACGAGCGAGAAAGGAUGAGAAUGCAUUCGUUAAAUGACGCUUUCCAGGGCCUUCGUGAGGUUAUACCACACGUGAACCUGGAUAGAAAACUUUCAAAAAUAGAAACCUUGGCUCUUGCCAAGAACUACAUCAAAGCUUUGACAAAUGUGGUGUGUGAAAUGCGCGGUGAAUUUUGUCCGUAUAAAUUUGAGACGCCCGACUCUCCCUGCAAGGAUGAAGAGGAAGAGGAGGAAGACAAGGAUAUCAAUGGAAAUAAAAACGCCUCAAAUAUUGACUCUCAUAUAGGUAACCUUCCCCACGAUUUUAAUGAACUAGCCGGGGACGACGAAUUAUCAAUCGACCAAAUAGAACCCAUGCAAGCAUCUCAAUUUUUAGAUGACACAAGUCUGUAUUAAAUUGGAUCCGAAACAUAAAAAACGAUGAGUUGUAACAACCGAUUACAUGCAGAUGGUCCCUAUUUUUUUUUUCUUCGUGAAAAAUGUUGACACAUAAAAAAUACAUUUCUAGAAUCUAUACAAGAUUCAAACAAUGAAUACCGCAAACUAUCUGAACCAAACUUCCCAAUUAUGUCUAUAAUCAUUCCGGUUUUUGGGACCCAAGGGAAAACAAAUUGACAAAGAGUUCAUUGGAUUGUGUUGUCUCAAAGAUUCAUCAAAAUAGUUUUACUUCCAACAUUGACUGUGUGUGAAUGCCAAGAAGCUCGAAAACUUCUAGAAUGAAAGUGCGCGUUUAAUUCACCUUAUGAUGAUAACGACGCAUAGAAAAAUUGAAUACACCUUCAUAAAGAUUAAUUAAACCCAUAUUGUGUUGCUAUAUAAACAAAAAACGGACGCUUAGUUGUGACAUCGGAAGCGCUGUGAGUUAUCCGCCCCUGGUUGAACUGAAGACAUGGACAGCACUGCGAAACAUAAUGUUAUCUUCCAAUAUGAAGUGAUUUUAAACAAAUAGAAUAAUUGUUGUGUAACUAUGUAUAUUGAAUAUAAGUGCUUUGAGUGGGAAAUCGGUUAUCAUCGUAUAUCAUCUGUUACUUUGUCCCCUAUUUCAUUUUGACUAUAUGAUUCAUCCAUUGGAACAUGGCAACAUCAUUCAAAUUAUUUUUGUAAAAGAGAUAUAUUUAUGUCGAACUGCCAUGCACUUCAACCAAUUAUUUUUUUUGCCGAGAAUAUUUGCAUAAAACAAAUCUAUGGACGGAAAAUUCUAUUGUAUUUUCAAAUCACAUAUAUUAUUUAUUUAGAGAGAAUCAUUAUUAUUCAUUGUUGGACAAUUGCUCCGUAUUACUAUAUAUAUAUAUAUAUAUAUAAUAUUAUAUUCAUAUAUCUAUAUGUUUUUUUUCUUGCAUGACGUGGAUGGGUUCAAUACUAUCUCAUUUUUGGUAAUGGAAAAAUGGCAUCAUAUGAUACAUGUAAAUAGUAAUUAGCAAUAUAUUCUGUUUCACUGACGGUACAAUGAAAAGGUUACAUACACAAAAAACAAAUCUGUAGUUGAAAACUACGGGGAGAUUCGAGUUCAUUUAAACUGUAUAUAGAUUGGCCAUUGUCUGAUAUAUGAGGAUGUGUGAUUUAUCGUGUAUACGUAGGUAGCCUUGCUUGGGACGUUUUUGUCCCAGGGGCUGUGUUAUUUUGGAGAAGGUUAUUUAUCAAUUAUUGGAACACAAAGAGAUAUACAGAUAUUUUGUCGCACUGGGUAAAUCUAAUAAAAUUUCGACAUAAAGAUAUAUUUUGAAUGUAUAUGUCGCCGUUUUAGACUGUAGAUGUAAUUAUGUUUUUUUUUCGUAAUGAAUAAAUGUAUGUUGUAAAUGUGCUGAGUGACAAAAUAGACGAUUUAUGUUCUCUUGAAAUUCCAAGAACUGACAUGAGAUAAAUGGAACAGAAUAAUUCAAAUCUCUAAUGUUAACUUCAAGCCUUUUCAUUGUAUCGAGUUUUUUUGUUCAAUAUAUUAUAGAGUUUAUUUAGUUGACAAAUCUAUUAUCAGUUUUCUCUUUAGUAGAGAAAUUUAGAAAUACCCAUUGUAUUUUUUAGUCUCUAUUCAUUUUGAUGAUGAUAAUAAUUAAUAAUCAUUUCGCAUAAUGUUCAAAUUAAUGUUAUACAUCAUUUACACAUUCACUGCUCGGUGCUCAUUAUUAAUUAACAUGAUAUGUAAUGAUUAUAUAAAUAACAGAUUAUUGCUCCUGGCUAAUUACCUUCCUCUAAACUUAAACAUGACUGCCUUUGUAACAGGCUUACUAAUAUUUCUUUUCAUUAAAUAGCUUUGUUAGCUCCCUGAACAACUUUAUAUUAAUUAAUAGUGUAUUGUUCGAUUUUUCUGAUUUCUCAGACUGAAAUUGUCAUAGAAAAGCCCCCUUUGAUCACGUUUAGUUCACUGUCAUAACCUAGGCCACAGGGCAGUAUUAAAGGACUUAGUCUCAAAUCUUAGCUAAAAUCCCGCCAUCCCAUACAGUAAAUAUGUUGAGUUACAUGCAUGGAUUACGUUGAGUUGAAUUACUUUAUUUGACAAGAAACGGGACAUUUGUUGCCUGUAUUAUAACAAUUAUUAAAUAAUUGCGCAUGCGUAAAUGUAUGAAUAGUUUCGUACUCAUAUUUUAAGGAAAAAAGUUUCUGUAACCAUCAUCACCAAAAUUAUUAUAUUCAUGAGGCUACGAAAUCUCGUUUGUUGUUAAAUUCAUGUAAUAUCAUUAUGUUAUUGAAUGUACCCCCACUUCUCCCCGCCAAACACUGCUGACGUCACCAUUCCCUUCUUUCUUGUGAUAACUGUAAGGCCAUGCCAAAAUAUGUUGUUUUUCAUAUCAGACUUUAUGACAGAAAUUAUUAAUGUUACUUUGUUAUAAACUGUUAAUGUUACACUGACAAUUAUUUUGUCUUCAAAUGUAUAAAUAUAAAGCAAAUAGGCUUAAAUGUAUGAAAUAUCUCUUUAAAACAAUUUCAGCUUAUUUUGAAUGGCAGCCCCAUAUAUCUACCUGGCCAUAUAAGGCUUCAUGCUAUUUUGAUGAUUUAAACUAGAACAUGUUAGUGUCAAAUAUAGUUUUCUAUUUAAAAAUAUUACAUUACAGAUUAAAGUAUAAAUGUAUUAACAAGUU